CUGAGCCCGCUCCCCAGGAUGACCCGCUUCGGGAUCCAGACCAUCUGGGCGGCGCUGGAGCCCGUGCACCUGGACACCAACCGCCUGGAGUACCUGUUCGAAUCCAAAGGCGGCAGCGGCGGCUACAGCGUGCUCUCUGGACGGCAGAAGCAGCCGGCGGUGUCCGGUGCUGGGGGUGAAGCGCAGCAACAUCGUCACCAUCGCCCUCAGCAGCCUGCCGCCGCCCCGCCUCCUCCCCCGGCCAUCCUCAGCAUGGACAGCAGCGUGCUGGACCGAGAGGACGUUCAGCGUCUGUCAAGCGGUGAUCCCGACAGAAGAGGAGAUGGUUCUGAUCCAAGAGGCCAGAGCCCAGAACCCCCACUGCCCCCUGGCCCAGGCCGAGCUCUGCCUGCUCACGCUGGGCGACAUCCCUCACCUGAGCUCCAGGCUGCAGCUCUGGGCCUUCGCUCUGGACUACGACUCCUCGGAGAGGGAGAUCGCCGAGCCUCUCUUCCAUCUGAAGCAGGCCAUGGAGCAGCUGGCGGCCAGCCACACCUUCAGGUGCAUCCUGGCCACCGUGCUGGCCGUCGGCAAUUUCCUCAACGGUGUAAGGCCCGGGUCUUCGAGCUGAGCUACCUGGGGAAGCUGUCCCAGGUGAGGGACACCCACACCCGCCAGCCCCUCCUGCACCACGUCUGCGAGCUGCUGCUGCAGCUCUACCCACAAUCCUCCGACCUCUACUCCGAAAUCCCCGCCGUGACCAAGGCCGGCAAGAACGUCCUGGGAGCAGCUGAAGGUUCUGGAGAAAGCGGAACGACAGGAGGAGAGGAGGCGAGAGGAAACGAGCCGAGGCCUCGGCCCAGGAGGGGUCGCUUCGUCCCAGGCUGCCAAAGAUUCCUCAAAGAGUGUGAAGAGCGGCUGAAGGUCCUGAAAGCCGUCCAUCGCCGUGUGAUAAACAGGUUCCACUCGUUCCUCCUCUUCCUCGGCUACUCCAAAGCCAUGGCCAGAGACACCAGAGCAGAGGACUUCUGCAAAACCAUCAGCGACUUCUCACUGGAGUACCCGCGCCGCCAGGCAGGCCGCCGUCCUGCAGCGGCAGCGGGAGCGGCAGAGGGGCGAGGCCGAGAGCCCGGCGCCCGGCACUCCCGUGGAGAGCAGGAAGUGGCAGCAGGCUCCGUCACAGGAGAACGAGGAGCAGGUCAAACUGGAGGAGGUGCUGCGGACGCCCCGAGGCCGUUUCCAGGCCGGACGUCACUCUGCCGCGCAGCCGGAGGAGGACGGCUCAACUCACAGGUCCAUUGUCCCGGAAACUGAAGUGGUGACCAUGCUGUUCAAUUCACUCACUGUGAUCCAACUGGGUUACAUAGUUUUGAUAAUAUGUUUACAGUUUGCUGCAAAUAUGACUUGAUUUCUGUUUGUUUUGUUUUGUUUUGUUUCUAUUAUUUCAGGCAAGAACGCAUUAAAAUCUGUUUCAGAAGUGUUAA
Molecule: messenger RNA, 1463 nt
Organism: Salarias fasciatus (jewelled blenny)
Lineage: Eukaryota; Metazoa; Chordata; Actinopteri; Blenniiformes; Blenniidae
Product: FH1/FH2 domain-containing protein 1
Exons: 9
Coding region: 19-1293 (424 amino acids)
Biological process (GO): cortical actin cytoskeleton organization
Cellular component (GO): cytoplasm; cytoskeleton
Molecular function (GO): actin filament binding
Source: RefSeq, a predicted model, not a curated record